This is a messenger RNA of Acanthosepion pharaonis, 855 nucleotides long. The record is from the annotation of a GenBank genome assembly. NCBI's taxonomy places the organism in Eukaryota, Metazoa, Mollusca, Cephalopoda, Sepiida, Sepiidae.
AUGCAUGAAUCCAUCUAUCUAUCUAUCUAUCUAUCUAUCUAUCUAUCUGUGUUCGUGUUAAUAUGCGUUUACGCAUGCAGACAUCCUUCUGUUCUUUCCUUUGUCUUUCUUUCUUUUCUUUUUUUUUCUCUUUCUUUCUUUUUCUUUUCUUUCUGUUUAUUCAUAUCUAUAUCUGUUCAUUAUCUAUCUAUCUAUCUAUAUAUAUAUCUAUCUAUCUAUCUAUCUAUCUAUCUAUCUAUAAAGUUAUUUCAUUUUCUUGUAAUCUUCUAUUUUUCUAUCUAUCUAUCUAUCUAUCUAUCUAUCUAUCUAUCUAUCUAUCUAUCUAUCUAUCUAUCUAUCUAUCUAUCUAUCUGUUUACCCUUCUUCUUUGUCGCUGCGCAUGCCUUCCGACGGGGAGCCCGCAAAUGCCCGUGGAUCCGUCUACCGGCAGUCGUGUACUCCACCCAUGCCUGCACCAGUGUGAUGCCCAUAAUCUACCAUAUUAUAACUUACAAUUUCGAUAACUUCGCCGACUCACGCCUUUAUUUAAUAUGUGAAAAAUUAUAUUGUUAUGUUUUUAUCUAUCUAUCUAUCUAUCUAUCUAUCUAUCUAUCUAUCUAUCUAGCUGUCAUUCUUUUAAUAUCAAUUACAAUCUGUUCAUAUCUAUCUAUUUAUCUUUUAAUAUUUAUUACAUUCCGUUCUUAUCUAUCUAUCUAUCUAUCUAUCUAUCUAUCUAUCUAUCUAUCUAUCUAUAAAUCUGUCUGUCUUAAUUUAAUAAUCUAUCUAUCUAUCUAUCUAUCUAUCUAUCUAUCUAUCUAUCUAUCUAUCUAUCUAUCUAUAUUUGUGUGUGUGUAUGUAUGUGGGAAUUUAGUGUAG